This is a messenger RNA of Notothenia coriiceps (black rockcod), 2124 nucleotides long. RefSeq names its product beta-1,3-galactosyltransferase 1-like. The record is from RefSeq and is a predicted model, not a curated record. The coding region runs from base 379 to 1359 and encodes 326 amino acids. NCBI's taxonomy places the organism in Eukaryota, Metazoa, Chordata, Actinopteri, Perciformes, Nototheniidae. Gene Ontology annotation, molecular function: N-acetyl-beta-D-glucosaminide beta-(1,3)-galactosyltransferase activity. Gene Ontology annotation, cellular component: Golgi membrane. Gene Ontology annotation, biological process: protein O-linked glycosylation. The transcript is spliced from 3 exons.
CGGCACGGUACGGAGCGGACCUUUUCCCCGCCGCUGGGACAAGUUGGAACCACGGGACACGGAGAACAGCGCCGAUGGUAUGAGGAGCCCAUAUUGCCUCGGCUGGGAGCCAGCUGUGUCAGGCGCUGUCACGGAGAGCGUUUGUGCGAGCUGCGAUGGGACACAGUGAGGCUGUGGACGUGAUAAGAGAUCUCUGCACUGCUGCUUUUCAAUCACAGCCCCGACACUAGACAGAAGAAAAUUCCAUUAUCCACGAUUAAUGUCAGCCGUGUUGCGGAGGCAGCCUCAAGCUGCACCGCCAGAUCUGAGACAACUCAUGGAGGCGUGGCCUCAACGUUUCCAUCGCUGCUGCCACUGACUCCAGCCCAGUGAACAGCGAUGCCUUCUAAAGUCUCCUGCUUAUACUUGCUGACGGUGGUUUGCUGGGCCAGCGCUCUGUGGUACCUGAGUGUGUCCCGCCCCUCCACCUCCUACGUGGGCCAGGUGGCUAUCCCUAUAAACCCAAAGGCGGGCAAAAACGGCACUUUCACAAACAUCCGCACGCGCUCGCUCAACCCGCACGACUUCGACUACCUCAUUAACGAGGAGAAGAAGUGCGAGGCGGAGCCGCCCUACCUGGUCAUCCUCAUCAGCACCACCCACAAGGAGUUUGACGCCCGGCAGGCUAUAAGGGAGACAUGGGGGGACGAGAGCUCGCUCGCCGACAUGCGAGUGGUCACGCUCUUCUUGUUGGGACGCAGCACUGAUGGUGUCCUCAACCAGAUGGUGGAGCAGGAGAGUCAGAUCUUUCAUGACAUCGUGGUGGAGGAUUUUAUCGACUCCUACCACAAUCUGACGCUAAAGACGCUGAUGGGCAUGCGCUGGGUGGCCACCUUUUGUUCCAAGGCUCAAUAUGUCCUCAAGACGGACAGCGACAUCUUUGUCAACAUGGAGAACCUUGUCUUCAACCUCCUGAAGCCCACCACCAAGCCCAGGAGGAGGUACUUCACUGGCUACGUCAUCAACGGCGGUCCCAUCAGAGACAUGCGCAGCAAGUGGUACAUGGGCAGGGAUCUGUACCCGGACAGCAAGUACCCCCCCUUCUGCUCCGGCACCGGAUACGUGUUCUCCGCUGACGUGGCGGAGCUCAUUUACCAAACCUCUUUACACACCAGGCUGCUGCACCUGGAGGACGUAUACGUGGGCGUGUGCCUCCGAAAGCUGGGCAUCCACCCCUUCCAGAACAGCGGCUUCAACCACUGGAAGAUGGCCUACAGCCUGUGCCGCUACCGCCGGGUGGUCACCGUCCACCAGAUCUCCCCCGAGGAGAUGCACCGCAUAUGGAACGACAUGACCAGCAAGAAACACCUGAAGUGUUAGCAGGGAGAGCCAGGGAGGAAACGAAUGUUCCUUCAUCACCUGCUCCUCCAUCAUCGACAGCGACAAAUACUUCAACUGACUGCUGGAGUAUUGAUGGGGCGUCCGGGGCUUUGUCCGGGGGCUGAUUGCUUUACGAGGAAUUUCUAUAGCUCAAAGCCACUCUUCUAACAAAAGAGGCACAAAGCCUGACACAUGUUUAUCAAGAAGAGUGCAACAUGUCCAGGUGGUUGGUUGUCGUUGCCAGCAGCACUAUGAUGUUUAUGGGAAACAGGAAGCGUAUGGGCUGAACUACUCAUAGAAACUUUCCCCAAUUACAUAAAUGCCAACGUUGAUUGCAGACAUUCGCCUGUUGUGUUGAGCACAGGCUCUACUUAUGAAUGUUCUCAUGUAUUUUCAGUUGUUGUGCUUUCUGAAUGUUGGAUGUCGACAUCGUGAGGACCGUGGUGAGUUUAAAGUGGUAUUAAAGACUCUGAGAAAGCAGCUCCUAUGUAAUAUUCCUUUCAGAAUCAGACAUAUUUUCUUACAGAACAUCCACACAACCUUGUGAAAAGGUUUCCGGACAGUGUGAAGAAACUCUGCUGCUUGCAUUCCCCAGGUGAAUGUUACUCUGUUGGUGUGUAAUGUGCAGUUAUUCGUCACAAACAGUGCUGAGCAAUGCUGCAGACUAUUCUAUUUUCUAUGACUUGAAUAUAAAGAUGUACUGUUAGAGCGGCGAGGACAGAUGAGUGCUUUUCUUCUUUUCAAUUACUUGAGAUCAAAUAAAGU